This is a messenger RNA of Felis catus (domestic cat), 4371 nucleotides long. It is a transcript of the gene SYNGR1, whose product is annotated as synaptogyrin 1. The transcript is spliced from 4 exons. Gene Ontology annotation, cellular component: synaptic vesicle membrane; neuromuscular junction. Bases 59 to 763 code for a protein of 234 amino acids. The record is from RefSeq and is a predicted model, not a curated record. Lineage: Eukaryota; Metazoa; Chordata; Mammalia; Carnivora; Felidae.
GCACGCGCAGGGCCGGCGGCGCGCGCCGAGCGGGGGGCACCGCGCGGGUGCAGCCACGAUGGAAGGGGGUGCGUACGGAGCGGGCAAAGCCGGGGGCGCCUUCGACCCCCACACCCUGGUCCGGCAGCCGCACACCAUCCUGCGCGUCGUGUCUUGGGUGUUCUCCAUCGUGGUGUUCGGCUCCAUCGUGAACGAGGGCUACCUCAACAACAACUCGGAGGGCGAGAAGUUCUGCAUCUACAACCGCAACCCCAACGCCUGCAGCUAUGGCGUGGCCGUGGGCGUGCUCGCCUUCCUCACCUGCCUGCUGUACCUGGCCCUGGAUGUGUACUUCCCACAGAUCAGCAGCGUGAAGGACCGCAAGAAGGCCGUCCUGUCCGACAUCGGUGUCUCAGCCUUCUGGGCCUUCCUCUGGUUCGUGGGCUUCUGCUUCCUGGCCAACCAGUGGCAGGUGUCCAAGCCCAAGGACAACCCGAUGAAUGAAGGGACGGAUGCGGCUCGGGCCGCCAUCACCUUCUCCUUCUUCUCCAUCUUCACGUGGGCGGGCCAGGCCAUGCUGGCCUUCCAGCGGUAUCAGAUUGGCGCCGACUCGGCCCUCUUCUCCCAGGACUACAUGGACCCCAGCCAGGACUCCAGCAUGCCUUACGCCCCCUACGUGGAGCCCAGCACCGGGCCAGACCCCACCGGCAUGGGUGGUACCUACCAGCAACCGGCCAACGCCUUUGACGCCGAGCCCCAGGGCUACCAGUCGCAGGGCUACUGAGCUGCAGUGACCGCCUGCCCCUCGCCUGUCCCUGCCCCGGUCCCAGCCGCCCCUGCCCUCCCCGCCCCCCCACCGCCCACCGCCCACGCCCAGACCCCCGCGCCCUCCCAGGCUGCCCUGCCCAGCGCCUCGUCCCACCGACGUCCAGGGCAGCUCGGGGUGGGAUGGGGCAGUAAGGUGUUGGGGGUGCAUCUACACGUGUGCGAGUCUGUCCGGCGGGGGCUGGGGGUGUUCGCGUUCAUCCGUUGUGUCGUCGAGUGUUCAUUGAGUGCCUGCUGUGUGUCAGGUGUGUGCUUGGCACCGGUGGUGAAAGAGAAACGGUCCCGGAAAGGAGGCAGACGAGGGACGGAGGAGGCCCCGUGGGUACCAGAGGUGGGAGCGGUGCGAGAGAUAGACCCGGAUGAUGCCGGCAAGGUUUGGCCCCGGGGUGGGUGUGAAUGCCUGCAGGACACUGGGGGUUGUCACCUGCCGGAGUGACGGCAGCCCUACUGUGGGUGUUGGGGCUGUCUCCAUUUCGUGGCUGAGGAAACUGAGGCCUGGAAAAGUCAAGGUCACUUGCCCAGGGUCACUCGGCAGCCAGUGAGAGUUGGCUCCAAGCCCAGGCCACCUGACUGCGGAGCACCUGCUGUCCCCUGUCCUCCCUGCCUUCCCCAUCCCCCAGCCUGGGGCUCCACCUCUCAGUGCUAUCAUCACACUCUGGGAGGCCUUGGGGACCUCAGCCCGUGAGAUACCCUGAUUCUGCUGCAAGCCGGGGGCCUGUUCUGCCCGGCUGGCUGCUCCCGAAGUGGGACAGCCCUGUCUCUAGGCCCCUCUCCCCACGUCCCCACCAACCCCUGCCCUGGUCUCCUGUCAGGGUGGGAGGGCCCGGGAGGCUUGCCUCACUCGCCCGUUUCACCCGUGUACUGCUCCGUGCCGUGCGUGCCCCACCGGCAGCUCCGGUGGCCCCCCAAAGGACUGACCGCUGUCCCUGCCCAGGGCCGGGUGGGCGAGGAGGCCCGGAACAGGGAGCGCGAGAGGCCCAAGGUCACAGCGAGUAAGUGGCAGAGCCGGGCUUACUGCCCGGGGUUCUUGGUCCCAGCCACUCAGCAGGUGCCCCGAUUCCCUGCCCUCGUGACCUCCCAGGAAACAGAGCUGAUCUGGAACACUGUGUCAUCUUUCCCUCGGCCAGGGUUAGCCAGGGGGGCUCAGGGGCUGGAACUGCCAAGGACCCAGAGGGUCCUUCCACUGGCCUUGCAAAAGGCCUGAUGAGAGGACAAUGUGGGAGUCAGAGUAGAGACAGCAGGGACUCUGGGCCCAGCAAAGCCAGCCAUUGAGCUGGCGGGGAGGAGGCCUGGGCUGUAGUGGAGAUGGUAAGCAGGCGACUCCAAAGGCACAAGGAGGGUUGGGAGCAGAGAGAGACUCUUGCACAGGUGGGCUCUUCACUGAGCCUUGAGGGGCGGGGAGGCCUUACAGGAUGGAGGUGUGGGGGGACAUGGGGCCCAGCUUCCACUGGCCAGUGCCUCGGGGAGCAGGACAAGGGGAUUGUGGCUCGGCACCGUGCUGGAUGUCCCUGCCACCGGCACCCCGUUCCCCCACCAGAAGCCUCAGAGGCAGGUGACACUCACUCCCGCAGACUCCGCUGUUACACCAGGGAUUCAGAAGGCAUGCAAGCCGGUGGUCCAGAGAUGGGCCCCAAACCCGCCGCUACCCAGGGUCCCCCAGAGGGCAGUGUGUUAUAUGAGAGCUUGUGAAGGGGUGAGGCUCCCCGAGGAGGGGCAGGAGCAGCACCGCAGAGGGAGAGAGAGGGAAUUUCCCAGGUAGAGAAGUGGCACCGCUGUCCCCGCUUAACCGCAGAGGAAACAGAGGCUCAGAGUGUGAAUGAGUUAGCGGGGGAGCAUGCAUCUGAACCCCAGCCUGUCCAAGCCCUCCCCGGGGUGCAGCAGUGACAGCAGAGAACCCCAGGCAGCUGAGCAGCAGCUCAGGGUUGCUGACUCCGGUUUUCCACAUCUGGCGGAGGGACUCUGUCCAUGGUACCCCCGCUCCCGGUGGCCCAAGUGGGGACGGGAUGAGGUUGCGGUAUCUGCCAGGCCGAGCGGUGGAACCUGUUCCCAGACCAGGUUUACGAAGCAGGUAAGGGUGCGGGUGGUCGUGGGUGUGCUUCUGGCAAAGUGAAGUCCUGUGCCGGUGCCGGAGGCUGUGAGAGGCCCUUCCCUUCGCCCACUCCCCACCAAGCACCUCCCCUGCCGAUGGACACAGGGGGACCCCAGGGCGCUGUCCAUCCGUUCUCCCUGGGCACCGACUAGCUCCUCGUGAUGCUAGGAACCACUUAAGCUUCAUCCAACCCCUGGGUGUUCCUCAUAGACUCUCCCUGCCACCCCAGACUGGGAAGGUUUACAGGACGCCUGCCAGGAGUGAGGGGCACCGAAUCCUCUCACUUUGCAUUCCUCCCUUGACCUGGGGUGCAGACCUGGAGUACAGCCCAGAUGUGAUCCCACCAUCAGGCUGGCUCUUGACAGGGACCAGCCAGUGGUGGAGGGAGAGAGGGCGGAGGGUGGGAUUUGGCUGAGACCCAAGGCUCCUGACUCCCCUUUUGGGAGGUUGGUAACGACGUCCUGCUUCUUCCCCUGGCCGAGGACAGCCCCCCAGGGCCCCCAAGGUGUAUUCACAAGCCAGUGGUGUACUCUUGCCUCCCUCGGCCUCUCUCUUGCUUCCAAGACUUUUAUUUAUUAUUUAUUUUUAUUUUUGGAGAAGACUCCCCCCCCGCACCCCCUGCCCCAGCCUGACCUUGCCGAGUUUGGGCUUCCUGCUCCCACCAAGCACAAGAGAGGGCUCAGGAAAGCUGGGUUCCACUAAGUUUAGAGCUGCAAAUACCCUUAGAGAUGGUAGAGUCAGCCGGGAAGACAGUGACUUGUGCAAAGUCACACACAGAGGCAGAGGUUUGGGAUCUGGGUCUCUUGCCUCCAAGUUAACACUCAUCCUGCGCAGUCAAAGCCCGUCUGCCUGGGGGUGGCUUCUGGUACCUGGGGGUGUAACCAUUGGGCUAACUCCCCGGGGAGUGGCAUCCGCUCCCUACUCCAACCUUCCCUGGUGAGUUUUGAUCUUCAAAGACUCUUGGGGGUCCCAGGCUUCCCCCAUGUAACCAAGAGCCCCCACUUGUUACCCCUUGAGGGCCCCCCAACCUUGACCCCAGACCCCUUUGAUUGUCUAAGGAGCAGGAAGAGGGACCACCCUUCCAAAGAGUUUGUAGGAGGAUGGGCUGGUCCAGUCGCCUCCGAGCGCUGCCCCUCGAUGUGACACUCCCCCUCCCCUGGUGCCCACAGCCCUCGUCUGGGUGUCCCGGCCCUCCCGCAGCGUAACUGCCUGUGUAUAGUAUAAAUAUAUAUAUUUUCUAUAUAUAAGAUGUAUAAUAUAAGGCUCCACAAAUAUAUCUCUGUGUGUGUGCGUGUGUGCAGUGAAUGGCGGUCCCCCUCCUGGGCCCCCACUCUGGACUCCCCCACCACCUGGUUAAGUCUCAAGAGUGAAUCCAGUGGCCCCGUGGCACCCUCCUUUAUGACAUCUGUCCAUUUGUGGUGAACCAAGUGAAGGUGGUGACUUCUGGUGACAUAGUAAUAAAGUGAAGACAAAACCCA